Molecule: messenger RNA, 7562 nt
Organism: Cinclus cinclus
Lineage: Eukaryota; Metazoa; Chordata; Aves; Passeriformes; Cinclidae
Product: phospholipid transfer protein C2CD2L-like
Exons: 14
Coding region: 1-2040 (679 amino acids)
Biological process (GO): positive regulation of insulin secretion involved in cellular response to glucose stimulus
Cellular component (GO): cytoplasmic side of apical plasma membrane
Molecular function (GO): phosphatidylinositol binding; phosphatidylinositol transfer activity
Source: RefSeq, a predicted model, not a curated record
AUGGGGCCGGACCUGGGCUGGGCCGCGCUGGUGCUGCUCUUCGCCGCCUCGCUGAUCACCGUGGCGGCCUGGCUGCUUCAGUACUGGCGGUCCGCGGCCCUGCGAGCGCUACGGCGUCGCGGAGCGGCGGCGGCGGAGGAGGCCGGGGCCCGAGCGCUGCUCGUGGCGCUUCUCGCCCUCAGGUCCCUACGGGAGCAGUGGCAGCGAGCUUGGGUGCGAGCUCUCAACAGCCAGGCGCGCCGGCACGGGAGUUCAGUGCAGAUCACGUUUGAAGAGGGUCCUCAGUUACCACAAGCCGCAGAUAUAAGUUGUGUGACAUGCAAGGGACAGUCAGACCACAGCAUGGUGUUGUGCUGCCGUCUGUCAGCUGAAGCUGUGAAAUUCUCUGUCUCUGUUACUCAGCAGUCCCCAGUUACUGUUUCUGUGGAUACGUAUCAUGUCACUUUGGCUGUGCUGCAGGCUCAGGUGGAGAUCCACUUGGAGGAGAUACAGAAUGAGGGUCUCCUGGUGUCAUGGACAUUUAAAGACAGACCAGACUUGGACUUUUUGGUUCUUCCGCGACUUGAGCUUCCUGAGAAGGAUGAAGGGAGAGUGGAUCUGUCCACUAUAAAGGAUCUGAUUGAGGAUACCAUUGUCAGCACGAAGCCAGCCAUGAUGGUGAAUUUGAUGGCCUGCACCGCUGGAGCCAGUGUGGUACCCAGCAAUAAGUUGACUCAAGAGUCCCCGUCCGGAGUAGCAGCAGCCCCUCUGGGUUCUAAGCUGUUGCUCCGGAAUCUUCGAGUGCUGAACUUGGGCUGCCAGGGGAAGGGAGGAGUUGGGGAGAUAUGCUGCCUGGCAGAGCUAGACAGCCCCCCGCAGCAGAAGUGGACGAAGCCAGUGACAGGUAGCAGUGUCGGUGCUGCAGGAGAGAUGGAGUGGAAUGACGAGUUCUUUCUGGAGUUGGGACCUAGAAGCAAAGAGCUGAAACUACAGGUGCUGGGGAACAGCGACGGAGGAGAAAAUGUGCUGCUGGCAUAUGCCACACUUUUGAUAGAUUCUUUGGGCAAACAGCCAUCUGGAAGACAGGUCUGCUCACUGGCCCCAGGAGCUGGACAGUCACUUAGAGCUGAAGCUACCAUUACAUUGGAGCUGCUGUUCCAGGAGUCUCCUGCAUCUUUGAAUGCUCUGCACGCCACAUCUCUGCGAACCAGCAUUACCCCCACUAAGAAGGUGGAGAUGGACCGGACCAUCAUGCCCGAUGGCACCAUCGUGACUACUGUUACCACAAUUCAGUCCCGGCCCAAGGCAGACUGCAAACUGGAUUCACCAUCGAGGUCGCCUUCCAAAGUGGAAGUGACUGAAAGGAAGACAACAGUGCUCUUGGAGACUGGCUGUCAUCACAGCCACUUGCCCAGCGGUAGCCGGGAUAGCCAUAUGCCUAAUGGCUUGGAUCCAGUGGCCGAGACAGCAAUCAGGCAGCUAACUGAGACGAAUAACAAGACCACCAAGAAGACACCAACAAAACGUAGUACACUGAUCAUCUCAGGAGUGUCCAAGGUACCUAUUGCUCAAGAUGAAAUGGCUCUUUCUCUGGGUUAUGCUGCAUCCCUGGAGGCCACAGCGUAUGGGGAUUCUGAGACAGAUGGCACAGCUGACCAGAUGCACGAUUUUACUGAACUGUCGCGGCCACUGGAAGCGUCGCUAUUGGGACAAAGGGACAGUCAGGAGCUGGAUGAGACAACGCGAUCAGACAUCUCUGAAAGACCAUCUGUGGAAGAUGUUGAGUCUGAAACUGGCUCCACGGGAGCCCUUGAGACGAGGAGCUUGAAAGAUCACAAAGUUAGCUUUCUUCGGAGCGGUACCAAGCUCAUCUUCCGGAGGAGGAGCAAGCAGAAGGAAGUGGGCCUGAGCCAGUCUCACGAUGACUUGUCCAAUGUCACUGCCAACUCCACCACCAGAAAGAAAACUGGUAGCUUCUCCCACCGCCUCAUCAAACGCUUCUCCUUCAAGUCUAAAUCCAAACCCAAAGGUAGUGACAACACAUCAGCUUGUGAGAACUGAAGGAGCGAGAAGCCCAUUGGAAAGAUUUCUCAGAGAUCGUUUUCUAGCCUCUUGUCUUCCCACUUCAUGGUAUCUGUGACUUGCAGUCCAGUUCUUUCCAGCCUUGGCUGAGGGAAGACAUCCCAGUGCUUUGCGCCAUUUGGGGAGAGGAGGUGGCAAACCCGGGACUUAGGCUGCUCGGCUGCCUUGGCUUAGCCUUCUCUGCUUGUUGCACCCCACUGUGCUCUCCCAGAAAAUCCAGGUGGCAUGCUAAUCCCUCUGGGGUUCCCUGGAGUUGCAGAAGUGACUCGGUGUGUGUAGACAUCUGGCAUCAUCAGGUGCCUCAUGGAAACAGGGGGCAGGUCUCUCCAGUGGCAACCUUCAGAGUUAAAAUCAAGAAGCUACUGAGUUAGCUGCAGUGCCAAGAUGUGUGGGAUGUAGCCUCACUCAGCUCUUCUAGUGACAGAGAAUGAUGCAGCCACUGAUGAUCUAAACACUAUUAUUGCCUGUGCUGGGUGCAGAGGCUGCAACCUGAGGUGUGCUGCAGGGCGAUGCAUUCCUGGGCUGUGAGCUGUUGGAAGAGAGCUGUCAGCUGUCAGAGUUUUGGUCCUCCACCUGUCUCUGCCAUUGGAACAGUCUCCUUCAGACAGCACUGAGGGACCCCUGUUUUCUGUGCUGUGUUGGUGAAGGAAGAAGUCCCUAAGAAUAAGGAAGUUUUAACCACUGAACAGGUUUUUGUAGAAACCCGAGCCCUCACAAGAGCGCCUGUUCAGUGCUGUCAGUUCUGUCACCCUGUGCAGCCUCCCUGUGACACAACAUUCCUUCCACAUCUGUGUUCUUGAACAGGGACGGGCCUGUACUGAAUACACACACCAGCUGCUGUAUGAGCAGCCUCCCUUCCCCUUGGGAGGUUGGGGAUGUUGCCAAAGGGCUGCCAGGCUGUCUUCCAGACCUGCCGAGCGUCCAGUCUCAUGCUGUCAUGGCUCUCGUGCCAAGGACUGGGACUGUGCUGGGGAUGGAUGGCAAAGAAUAAGGCAAGGAAUGUAGUCAAAGUCUGAUGGGAAGCCUGAAGGCAUGUGGCAGAAAGAGGCAACAGUUUACAUGUUAUCACUGAUGGGUUUCCAUUAGUAGAUUGCAUUUGGUAUUUCCUUUCUUCUUGCAAACACGAUCCCCCCUGUUCAAACAGAGGGCAUUUGCAGAGAGGAGGAGGUGUACAAGAGAAAAUAGAAUCCCUGUGCAGGAGGAGACUGUCCUAGAGAAACAGUUGUCCAGUCUCCUGGCCCAUACACGUUUUAUCUACAAUAUCCCCAGAAGUUCCCUUCACAUAGCCCAUAACAGUGCUCUGGAGAAAUGCCCAUGCCCUGUCAGCAUGUGCGGUUUGAGAGAAAGCUCGUGCUGUCCUGUGGGUUGUCAAGUUAAGGAGGUGGGACAGAGGGGAGGAAAAACCUCACAGAAGAGCUAUUUCUCAGGCCUCACUGGAUUCUCUAGCUCUGCUCUUCCUCUGGAGUACCUCCUGUGGUGGUGUCUGUUGCCCUUCCUUAUGCAGGAUGCUGCCAACUGAAAAAGCAGUUCUCUUGAUGGCAUGGGUAAAAUGUAUUUCUUGGAAGGACAAACCCUGAUCUGCUGAUACUGCUGCUGUGUGCCAUUUCUAAGGACCAGAACGUGUUUGUUGUGCUGCAGCAGAAGAAUUUACAGAGGGCUGUUUCUUGAAUGUCUGUACAGGUGGGGAAGGCCAGCAUUAGCAAGGGUGUAAUUGAAAGUUUUAGUGUGUGCUUGCAGGAGGGACUCUCUGUUGUUUUUCCUGCUGAUUUCUCACAUGGUUGGGCAUAUGUGAGUCUGAAAAAUCAUAUUGGUUCAGCUGGCUGACCGGGAACCUCUACAUCUGUUUUGGUCUGGAAGUCUUUGUUAUCCCCAGCCUCUGUCAUGUCUUUUAUCAUUUGUUUCUUUCCUUGUCCGCAUGGCACUGGGGCUUUGUUUGCACUUGUAUGCACUGUGGAUGUCCUAGAACUCACUGUUUGUCACUAAGGAUCGUUUUCCUUGAUGCGAGUGAAAGGUUUAUGCUACAGUGCUGUUGGAACUUGGCCGUCUGUAACUUGCGUGUAGCAAUCCAGCCACUGGUUUCACAUAGCCAUCUUUUGCUGGGUUGGCGUGGCGCUGUCACAUGCGGUGCUGUCCUUCUCAGGCACACCCUUUGUUCCCAAAGUCUCGGAGUUUGAUUUCGGUUUGAUAUUCUCUCUUGCACCAUCCCUUCUAAGACUUGUAGCUGCGACAGUACUUUAUGUUCCAUUUUUGGAUUUUAUUUAUUCAUUUUUACACUGUUUCAGAGUACUAAACCUUGAAGAUUUGGACCCAGACAGCCCCACUUCUCUGGUGGGAGGCUGCAAAGCCUUGCACUAGAAAUGCUGUUUUCAGUGGAAGAGCCUGAGGCUCUUCAGUUUUGGGUUAAUCAAGAAUCUGCGGUGAGUCUCAUUUAAUAGUCUCAUGUUCUUUUCUUUAUACUGUAAGAGCAGCUUGAGCUGUCUUGGUGUGGAGUGGCUGGAGGUGAACGAGGGUCACCACUGUUCUUUGGAAUCGGGGAUCUGAGGUUUGUGUACACAAGGAGGACUGUGAAGGCUAGCCAGUGGUGUCCUUGUUGCUGUAGACUGGAGGCAGGAAAGGGAAGGUUUGUAUCUGACAAACACAUAUUUAGAUUCUUGAUCAGCAUAUCUUGGUCUGGCUUGGAGGAGUAGGUGAUAGGGAAGGGAGUAAAACAGAAACUUGAGUUACUCACCAGCCUUGGGGACCCUUUCUAGCCAUGUUAAAUGGGCAGUUCCUGUCAUAUGUCUGUGACAUUCCUGCUUUGUUCCUGGUUUGUUGGCUCCAGGCUAUACCAGCCAGUGACUUGCAGUGGAGGUACGGUUUUUUAUUUUGAACUUGAUGUGGCAGAAGGCAUCGGCGCUGUGUUUGGCAAAAUGAAUGGCAUAUGGGAAGCAUGCCAGUAGGGGCAUAUCUUCCCUUGAAUUUUUAACAGUGAUUUUUACCACAGACUGUAAAUUGUCCUGCAAAUCUGUAUCUGGUUAGUCAGCUUGCAAAGGAAAGGGAUGUUCUCAAGCACCAACAAAGCGCAUCCCCAAACAUUAGGUCUUACAUCUGCUUGUGUUUCCUAGAGGAGAUGUAUUUUCUGGCAUUUUGUUGCUUCUCAAAGCUGUACAGCAUAGGAGCAGUAUUGUAACCUUUUAUCUGCUUUUGAAUGUUCUCUGUAAGUGCAGACUGUUUUUCAGGGUGUUUGCAAAAGUCAUAUUUGAGGAACAGAGGGAUAGCAGGUCAUGGGUCUGCUGUGUGCAUUGGAAUUUUUUUUGUUUUGGAUACACUCCUCAUUAACCAUGUUGAUAUUUCCUCUUAUUUGAACAAGGCUUUCUUUCUGGCCUGGAGAGAUGUUUUCAUCCCCCAGGCAGUAGGUGCUGGUUUUGUUAGUCCUGACUAUGAGAGUAGAGGUGGCUCUUCCUGGCUUUUCAAAGGCAUGUAUGGUAAUGAAUCCGCCUCAUGGUGGAGGUGUGAUUGUUGGUGUGAAAAACAAUUUGUCUAUCCUAAUCUUCUCAGAUAGAAGAUGUAAGAUAGAGUUUUGUUCUCCAGAAGCUGCUAAGACAAAGUCCCCAGGAAUUUCCCCCCACAGAAUGGCUGCUUUAAGAAACCUCUUUUGUGUUUAAUCCCCACUUGUGUUUUCUGCCUUUAGGACAGAAAAUGCUAUUUGAAAUCUACUCUCCCUGUUUAACUUCUUCCAGAUACCUGUGCCCUUGCCUUGGUGCUGCUGUGGGCUCUGUGGCAUUUCAUAAUGCCUGGGACCACAGAGCAGCCCCAUGAAUGGCACAGGCUACCAUCAGACUUAAGCUUGAAUGAUCUGCAGUUGGCAGAUUGUUGUCUCAGGGUAGGCUCACUAUUUGCACCUUGUGAAAUUGGUCCUUGACCAAAUAUAUGGCAGAAGAGGAACAGCAGAGCGGUCGGCUUGAAUGCAUGGAGGCUUCAACCUGCAUAUGAGGGCCUUUGUUCCAGAUGCUGUGUUUUGCUACUGGCUGUACAAGCAGAGCAGUCACUUGUAAAUGAAGCUAAAGUAGGCAUUUUGUUGAAUUGUUUUCAGUUUUUUGUUUGUUUUGGUUUGCUUGGAGGGUUUUUUUGGUUGGUUGGGGUUUCUUGUUUGCUUGUGUGUUUUGUUUGUUUUGUUUUGUUUGUUUCCUAUUUUGGCUGAACAGUUUUACUAGAAUUUACCUAUGCUGUGUAUUUUUACUACUUUGAAGAAAAUACAGCUUACAGCUAGUGUUAGUGUAAGUAUGCUUGUAAGUAUAUUUCUGUCUGGAUGCAUCUUCUCCCUAUGCUUAGGCAAAGCUGUUUAGGAGUCUCAUCGUCCACAAAGCCCUCACUGUUGGCCCAUGAGAGAUAUCCUCGUGAGUCAGUGGAAAACGGAUGCAGGAAAAAAUGAAGGGAACCUCAAAACCUCAGUGUUCUGAGGGUGCCAUAGGAUUCAGUGUGAUGGAUGUCUGAGGCCAGUGGAAUUGGGUGCAUGGAUGCAUGUUUGCAUGUGCUUGUAAUUAGAUCAUACACUGCAACUGCGUGUACUGGUAACGGUACAGAGUGGCUGAGGACAGCAGUGCCGAUAGAUGGGACAGGAGAGUGACCAUACCAAUUUCUGUGGCAUUCAUAUCCAUUGUUUUGCACAGACUUCUGCAGGGGCAGGCAGACCUGAGCAAGCAAGCCCAAUUCCUGCCUCUUACAAGCACCCUCAUGCUGCUUACGCAGGUGAGGGUGGGUUUUAGGCAACUUGAUUAAAUGGGGAAGAGCGAGGGGAGACUACUUGGCUGGAGAGCAAGUUCAGUGGAGGGGAAUGUAAUGAAAACUUCUUCAAACCAUGGUCACAUGCUUUUUUUAGACUAGAACUGGGUGUAUGACAAAUGUUUCUGUUAGUUUUUUUUGACUUUAGUGAUGCAAUAGCUUCUCUUGGGACAUUGUUUGCUAAACCUACAGAGAAGUCAUUUCUGAGUAGUUGAGGAGAUGCUUGAGUGUUUGGAGGGUUCUUUGUGGUCCUUUUGCAUUGUUCUCUCCAUCCCACCUCCCCUACUGCUAGGUCACGGCGAGUCUCAGGGUAGAGCAACAGUCCCAGUGGUGGUCACACUUCUGGUAAAGGUGUGCACAGCUCUUUCUACAGGCCUGACUGCUCCACAUCACCUUUCCUUGCUUUGUAAGGUACCGGACCAAAUACCCACAUGCAAUUUGAAUUAGUGCCCCUCCUUGUGUGUGCUCUUUUGUACUUUGAUGCUUUCUGUCUGGGUGGAUUAUUUUGGCCAUUCGUUGUUCCGAUGGGAAAGAAUUGGAACUGUGUAGCUAAUAAUGAAAAUAAAACUACAUAUGACUAAAUGAAGUUCUUGCACCUUUGUAAACCUCGAAGAAUUCUCUUGCUGUGUAAAGGUUGAAUCUGUUAACUUAUUAAAUGACAUGAAAAUCAAAACCUGAGUCUAGCUUCAUACCUGGUGUAGUGCUGUGAGUUUCCCUCCAACCUGUCUCUGUCUCCCCUA